CUCACAUCACACUAGCACCAUCAUCUCACAGUAGCACAGUAGCACCAUCUCACACCAUGUACAAGAUCUGCAUUUUCCUCGCCCUGAUGGCCACCGCUCUCGCUGCCCCUGUCCAAGAGAAGACGCAGACCAAACGUGGACUCGCCCUCGGAUACGGCUACAGCGGUUAUCCGCUUCCCCUUGGUCUUGAUGCCUACCAUGCCCCCCUGGAGGCCUACCAUGCCCCUCUUGUCUCCCACGCGCCCCUUGUCAGCCAUGCCCCCCUCAUCUCGCACGCCCCAGCACUACCUUACCACGCCCCUAUCUCUUCUCUCGCCUACUCUUCCCCCUACUUCGGCUACGGACACUACCCCUACUUCCAUUAAGCACUUGUUUAGGCUAAACUCAGGUUUAUAAAUAGGUUGUUUAACAUGUCUGUUGUAUAUUUUUUUCUCAAAAACUCUAUUGCAAAGCACCAUAUUACGUUUUGUAUUAUUGUUACUUCAAAAUUUUAUAAUGCAUUUCUGAUAGUUUCUGAGUACUUAAGUUUCAAACUGUGUGAUGAAAUUGUCUAAACACUGUGUUUCUGUACAAGCCAGAAUUAAUUAUUACUAGUCAAGGCUACAACUAUUUUGUAAUGUUAACUUUACAAAGUGAAUAAAACUGUUUUUAUUUCUGGUUAAACCCAA
Molecule: messenger RNA, 668 nt
Organism: Macrosteles quadrilineatus (aster leafhopper)
Lineage: Eukaryota; Metazoa; Arthropoda; Insecta; Hemiptera; Cicadellidae
Product: cuticle protein 12.5
Exons: 2
Coding region: 57-365 (102 amino acids)
Source: RefSeq, a predicted model, not a curated record